UUCCCUACUAGGGAUACGGAGACGCCCCCAUUCCAUCCUCAUCUGCUCGCUCCGUCUCCCGGUUCAUGCCAUCCCCAUACGGCCACUAACUCCUACAUUCCACAGAUGUGUUUCCGUAGCAAUUCCUUGCCUGGUGGGAAACUCAGGGCAGAUUUGAAGACUGCCGGCAAAGAUCCAGCGAGGAGGUGGCGUAUCCAUCCCAAAAUCGCAACAUCUGGACUAAGUGAAGGAGCUGAAUAAGCACGUAUCACCCUCGUCGUCCUCGCCGCCAAUGCCUCCACGGCCGAGGCGCCACUCGUCGUCGCGCACAAGAAUGCUUCGCUCUACUGCCAGAUCCGAUCCGCGCGCUUUUGCCGAGAUAGUGGACGAAGAAAAAUGCCAGUCCACGAACCCUAUCCAUCCGCCGUCCUCGAUGAGCAGGUCCACCAGAUGCUUCACAACUCGCGUGCCGAGCUCGACGCCCCAUCAGCAGCUUCCUCUCUCCAGGGUGUAGCCAUUUGCCUCUUAAUGAGGUUUCAGCUUCAGAAUUGGUGGUGCCAUUUUCUCAUGGACAACCCAAAGCAGCCAGGCGCCUAUGGUGGGUCUCAGUUCAUCAGUUCAAAAGGCAGUUUGCACAUCUUGAGGAGCAUCAUAGUGAGAAGGAGAAAGAGGUUCUACACUGCAAAGAGAGCAUGCUUCUUUACCAAGGUACAACAGCCAUAAAACUGAAUAUUAUUUGGCUAGAACCUGAAAUGGCGGAAACUCUCAGGAAUCAUGGUGCAACCGUGCAUAGAUCACUUGUCUAAACUAGUUACAUCGUUGUGAUUAAGAAUAAGGAUUACCUGAUGGUUGUCUCCUAUUUUCUGUUGUAGUGCAAACCGUCUAAAGCUAACUGUUGGAUGGGGUUGGCGAAGGUGUGCUUGAAUAAGGAUCACCUGAAGGCGUGGAGUCCCUGGCUGCUGGUUGUUGUGUGUCCUGGCGGGCGGUAGUUUGAGUCCACUGCAGGCAGUGGCGGCUGUAAUAUGUACUAGUAUAGGCAUGCAGACAACAAUUGGAAAUUGUAUGAUUCAUGUGAUCAUUUUCCUUGUAUUCUUUUCUAUUGUUGGUUAUAUAUCAGAUUUUAGAAGAUUCUUGUGAUCCUUUUCCUUGUAUUCUUUUCUAUUGUUGGUUAUAUAUCAGAUUUUAGAAGAUUCUUGUGAUCCUUUUCCUUGUAUUCUUUUCUAUUGUUGGUUAUAUAUCAGAUUUUAGAAGAUU
This is a messenger RNA of Zea mays, 1233 nucleotides long. RefSeq lists its product as uncharacterized. The transcript has 5 exons. Bases 376 to 702 code for a protein of 108 amino acids. Lineage: Eukaryota; Viridiplantae; Streptophyta; Magnoliopsida; Poales; Poaceae. The record is from RefSeq and is a predicted model, not a curated record.